Oncorhynchus kisutch (coho salmon) is the source of this 2496-nucleotide messenger RNA. It is a transcript of the gene jpt2, whose product is annotated as Jupiter microtubule associated homolog 2. Lineage: Eukaryota; Metazoa; Chordata; Actinopteri; Salmoniformes; Salmonidae. Gene Ontology annotation, cellular component: nucleus. The coding region runs from base 153 to 797 and encodes 214 amino acids. The transcript has 5 exons. The record is from RefSeq and is a predicted model, not a curated record.
GAUAAUGUUUUUGACCAUUGAGGCUCUUCCCAUUGCUGGCUCAUCCUAUCGAGUGGGAGGGGGCUUUGCCCGGUUUCUGAAAGGCAACAAAACUUUUUUUAAAUUGAGCUAGCUACGACAUCUUUCUCCCCCACACGAAGACAGCCAUCACAAUGACUUCGACGAACAUGUUUUCAGGACUCGAUAAUGGCGCAAAGCCAAGUUCAAGAGUCUUGCGUCCCCCCGGAGGUGGCUCCAGCGACCUGUUCGGUGGCUACGAGGAAGAAGCAGCUGCGUCGAGACGGCCCCACAAGAUGGCCUCCAACCUUUUCGCCCCGCCAGAGCCCCAGGGUGUCAUCAGACGAACCAACCCCCCAGGAGGUAAAAGCAGUGGGAUAUUUGGUUCUCCAGAUGCCCCAGCCGAGCAACGGAGACCCGUACCCUCAGGCGGCAACACCAGCAACAUAUUCGGGGGGUUAGAGAGCGCCCCUCACUCGGUCAAAGCCCAUUCCAACAAGCCAAAGGACAAUAUUUCUGUUGGUGAAAGUCCCAUGCCCAUACCCGAGCCCCCAGCUCCUCUGCCAAAGGCGAGCCUGGCCAAGGAGGAGAAGGAAGAGAACGUUGCCUCCCCUCCCCCCACACCCACCAAAGUAGCAGUGGAACCGGCACCUGCUCUCUUGGCCAAGAAGCCAGAGCCAGAGGCCUCCCUUAGUGAGCUCUCACUGAAGGACCACGAGCCCCACCUCGGCCCCCGCCCCCGCUCCCACAACAAGGUCCUUAACCCCCCAGGAGGGAAGUCUAGCGUGGUCUUCUACUGAACCAGCUCCUCCAUCCCAUCUAUUCAUGUAUGCAUCCCAAAAUGCACUCUAUUCCCUAUAUAAGUAACCCUUGUCCGAGCCAGAACGGAUCUCUUGUUUCUGUUGCGUGAGGCUGCUUGAUGUACAAGUACAUCCCCUGGACAGGACGCUAGUUUAUGGGCCCUGGUCAAAAUUUGUGGACUGUAUAGGAACAGGGUGCCAUUUGGGGCACAACCUAUGCCCACUAUUAUUCUCUGUUCUCUUAAUUUUCCCUAUUCACUCUGUCCUUCCCUCCCUGUUCAUUUUAUUUUCCGUGGCUAUCAAGCUGGAAGAAAAUUCUCAAUCAUUUUUACAGGCUAAAUUCCUGUCCAAUCAUUCAAAAUUGUUAAAUUUCUGUUUCAUUGCAAGGGUUCUAUUUCUUGCUGUAAAUGUUUUUUUAUUACAUGGUUUUGAAUGUUGUGUUGAUUACAAAGGCAGGGUGAGUUCUUUUAGUCACUUAUACCAAAAACAUUUAUAAUGAAAUUGUAAAUUCCAUUUAGAAUUCAGUAUAUUUGUGUCGGCAUUGAGACCCACUGUUGCCCAUGCACACGGUUGUCAUAGUAAGCCCUUAAGUGAUCACAAUCACUCUUUACUGUCACUUUGACAAUAACACAUAUCCCUAUAUUAUGUUCAUUCUGUCCUCCAUUUGAUCCCACUCCUUUUCUCUCUCUCCUCUAAUAAUCAAACCUAUCUUGAGUCUCUGUCUGGAGCCAGAAACAAACUCUUGUUCAGGGAGAAAAAAGCAAAAAAUCUACUAACUAGCGAGUGCAAAGCAAAGAGCCACAGGCAGUACCCAUUAUGUAUUGCCCACCCCCAAAGUUCUUGUUGUUCGGAAUAAAUUCCAUUAUGAUUUUAUAUAUCGCCCAUGCAAAUGGCCGAAUGUAUUGUAUGUUGUGGUUGUUUCCUGCUCUGUUACCAUUGCUUGCUGUUAUCAGAGGAUGGUGUCCACUCGGAGGCCUCUAUGUUUUAAAUUAAAACGGCUGCUGUACACAAGUGAACUCUGGAAUAGUACAUGACCGGCAAAAUACGGGUGGGGACUUGGAGACGUUAAGUCACCCCUAGCCAACCACACACCGCACCACGUUCCAGGCUGCCUUACGUAGCAGUUGCACACCAAAUCUUACCACACCUGGAUAAGCCUUUUAAUGUCAGUAACCAGUAUGACUAGGUUCUCAUCAACUUAUACACCUUUUAAUUAGCAUUUUGGUUCAGCAUAUAUUUGGAGGGUGUUAGCUUUUGGCCUAGCCCGGAUAACCGAUUCAACCGAUUUUUCAUGCGAAUAAUUCAAAAUCUGCAUAAAAACAAUAUUUGCAUGUUCCCACGAUGUUUCUAUCAAAUUGACUUGUUGUGGAUAAAAGACUGUGCAUGAUGUCGUACUGCACAUGCAUAUUUAUUUUGCUAUUAAAUUCCCAUGUACUGAAUAAAAAAAGUUAAAUGGGACCUACUUUACUUGCAUAAAAAGGUUGGAUGGAAACUUGGUUAGUAACGGCAUCAACUGACUAGAUGGCGCGGUAUUAAAUUGAUUUGUGUUGUGUGGCCGGUUUGUAGGCAGUCUGGAACACAAAAGGUCUCCUGGUGCCAUCUUAACCCCUGAGUGUUGGAGUGUUGGCAGGCAAAGUUCACAGCAGAGGAAAAGCAAAAAGAACCUGUGUAUUGCAAUAAAACUUAUUUUCUGACUGAU